Molecule: messenger RNA, 4881 nt
Organism: Danaus chrysippus (African queen)
Lineage: Eukaryota; Metazoa; Arthropoda; Insecta; Lepidoptera; Nymphalidae
Source: the annotation of a GenBank genome assembly
AUGUAUCAUGACUUCAAGCCACAAAAUGCAGGGGUGUACGAGCUACUUACAAGGCUCUGUGAAAAAACGGCUGAAAAAUACUGUGUUCAAAGUAGAAUAUCUCAAAAGCUUCUUACGGCUAAGCUACGGUCUCACGCUUACGAAAUAAUUUUGAAGAAAUCAUCUACAGAAUUAUGUAUCUCUGGAUCGGAUCCCUUUAAUGACUUAUUAAGUCACUAUUUUAUAUCUCAAAAGUCUGCUAGAAAUAUUUGUGAAUACAAGAAAUCUGUUCAAUUGAAAAAAAUAAUUGGCACCUUAAAAUCUGCUAAUUUUGGAGAACAAGUAGAUGAUAUAAAAAAUAUUUUAAAACUCCUAAAUGCACUUCAGAAUUCUGUUACUCAAGAUGUCUCUGCUGAGAUGUUCCAGAAUCCUUUUUCUUUUGGCAUGCUCGAUGAAAUGCUGCCAAAACCGAAGAGAGAAACAUUUGGUUCACCUCAACCAUACUCAUACUAUCCAUCUUACAUUUUUGAGUUACCUUAUUCAAUAAAGAGACAAGAAAACAUUUUAGAUAAAAGCAAUUCUCAAUGUUAUUCUGAGUAUACCGUGGAAAGUUUUGAUUCACGUUUGUUUCUUGGUGAUAAUAGAUCUCAGCAGGGUAAAGUCGAACUGAAGACUUUUCUUAGUCCGAUGUCACUAGCUUCUAUGACAUCAACUGCUUUAUAUCCAUAUUCAGAACCAACAAUAUUUAACUACCCUCGUUUAACAGCACCUAGGGAUAUUCAAAUACCAAAUGAAGAUUCUGUCAAUAUUAAGGUAUCAUUUAUGAGUAGUAACACAAAGGUAGAUGUUAAUGUACAUUUUUUGGCUGAGAAUGAGGGGUCAAUUAAUAUUUGGGAGAUUGCCUCACAAGUGGAUAAAGAUAUUCCUAAUGAUAUCUGGGAGAUUGUUUCUAAACUUCCUCCGGUGAAUGAAAGACAGAUAAUUUCAGCCUCAUUUAGGGAAAUGAGAAUGUGGAGAGAAAUUUAUGCCAAUGAAUUGUAUGAUUACAGUGUGGUUACAGAAAAACAAUUCAUAAGACAUAUUAUGUAUUUGAUAAUUGGUGUUGAAACCAGUACAUUUCCCUUAAGUCAAGCUGCGAAUUGUUUCUAUAUGAAGGAGAAAUUAAUUAUCGAAGGCAUUUCUGAAGAAUAUCUUCUUGGUUAUGUAACCACUCUGCUACAGAUUGGCACUUAUUAUAGACGGUUAUAUAAUUUUGCAUUCAAUCUUUCUGUUGAAGAUCACUUUCAUAGUAAGGGAUUGGUUUAUGAAGCUGCAAGGGAAGUUAUAAGAAGAUAUCUCCUAGAUUUUAGACAAAAAGCUACUGAGAUAUAUGAAAAUACUGUCAACAUAAACUGUCAAGAGGCAAAUUGUAUGCCGACGUUGUUGCAAAUAUUACAUCACAUGGAACCACUGAAAUAUGAAAUUGAAACUAUAGCUUCUAUAUACAAAAUGGUUGAUGCUGACUCCAUAUCUCUCGGUCACGGCGCUGAGCUAAUGUCUUACUUGUUCAAUGAGAUAUCUUUGGUGACACACAGACCGACGGCGCUAACCUUAUACAACUCUCUAUAUACAAUAUGCAGGGUUUACUUCAAAUUCAUCGAACGUUUUAUAUUCGAAGGCGAGCUAAACGAUGUUUACAACGAGUUCUUCAUACGUAAAGACAAUCAGUAUGUGAAUUCACGUUCGAAGAGAUAUUGGGACAAAGGUUUCCAUAUAACUAUCAGUGUGGCUGUACCAGACUUUCUAAGACCGCUGGCUUCGUUUAUACUUCUAUGCGGGAAAUCUCUUAGACUCUUGAAGUUAUGCAAUCCAAGCGAUCCGCUCGUCCUUCUAAUAGCUGAUCAUCCAUCAAUCAAGUGCUGCACGACCUUCGAACAAUUAGAACAGCAGCAGCAACUGCUGAAUGUAUAUAGAACGAGAUGUCUGUUUGUCAGCAGUCCGGUCACAUUCGAACAGAUACUAUUAAAAAGGGAGGCUGAGAGGAAGGCUUUCACGGAAAUGGCUUCCUUGAAACAAGCUGAGACUAUGGAGAAAAUUGUCGCUGAAAGAAAACGACUCGCCCAGUUAAUAAUAGCUGAAAAGCAGCAUUCUUUAAGAGUGUUAGAAGCGGCCAUGGCUGAGGCGAGGGAAAAUAAGAAUAAGAGAAAGAGACGGACUGAUGUUGAGAGUGAGACGGAUAGAGCGAGAGAUGAAGUCGAUACUAAGAUUAGGGAUGAUGAGAAGAAUAAAAUAAUGGAAUAUUACUCAAAGUUGAAUAUCGAAGUGGAGAAGAGCAAAAUACAUACUGAAUGGAAGAUAAAACGUUUGCAGCUUGACCAAAGUCGGGUGCAAUUAUUGUCUACAGAAGAAAGGAAUUUGAAACGAGAGAAAUUAGAAUUGGAGCAUCAAAAGAAUGAAUCUGUUAUGGCUAUGUCCAUACAGAGCGAUUUUUAUUCAGAGGAUGAAUCUAAUAUAGAAGUAUCUAAGCCCGAUUCAAGCCCUGAUAUCAUAGAAGAUAAAAAUGACAUAGACAAAAACAGAGAUAAGGCUCAAUCAUCAUCGGACGUUUUUAACGCGAUAUGUAACGUAGCAAAGAGCAUAUUUGGCGUCAAACCCAAAGACGAAACGCCUUGUGACAAUGAAGUUAAAGUAGACAUACAAGGAAAUAUCGUUACUAUGGAUACUGACAACAAUAUAAAUACAAACCAAAACCUAAACCAAAAUCCUUCAAUCACAUCUAGUGAUGUUAUCGGCGGUUAUUUGAACGAAGCGUGUGAUAAUAUACGGUUCAUAGAAAACCGUAAAGAAGCUAUGCGAAAUAAACUCAAAGUGAUGGCACAUGAAUUCGGACAAACAGACGAUGAGAAUAAUCCAUUGAAAGAUUUAACACCACUAGUCAGAACUGCGUCCAUAGACAAAGAAAAUAACAUAGAAUGGACUGCAUCCGAAGAAGCAAAACGAAACAAACAAAAAGUUUUGGGAGCUGAAUUCGAUAUUAUCAAACCGGAAAUUAAGGACAUCCCUACACCGAUAACGGAUGCGCAGAAAGAAGCUGUGAUAAACAAACAAAAGGUUCUAGGUGUUGAAUAUAAUCUGCCUUUAGAGAAGAUUGUUAAAAACGACCCAGCGAAUAUAGCGCAAGAAGAGGCGUUAAGGAACAGAAAUAAAGGACAAGCUUCUGACUACGAAGAUAGUCUUAAAGUAAACAGGUUUGACGCAGCUAAGAAAUCUGGUUUACGUUUGAACCUAAAACCGUAUAGUGAAAUGGGUGAGAAAAAUAUAACGACGAAUACAGUGGCGAUUACACCGGGCGAAAUGUUUACUGAGCUUGAUUUAGAAACUCCAACAACCGCUGAUGUUCCAAUAGACGCGUUGACAAGCGAUAUAUUCACACCGAGAAGUGAUGGGAAUACAGAAGCUAAUACGAAACCCGAUAAGGAAUUCCUGAACUCCGAUGGAUUCAACUUUUCAAUAAUCGUAGACGAGGACGCGGAAAAUACUCAAUUAAUCGAAGAAAACACUCCAGAAAAUUCUUCAACAGAAACUAAUGUAAUUUCAACGCCGAUUAAAACAUCGAUAUUUAAUAUUAUAGAUGGUUCAUACAGUUUGGAAUCUUUCGAUCCUUUCGGUGUUAAGGAGCUAUCAGGAUUUUCAAGGGAUUUUUUCAAUAGCAAAAUCAAUUUAGACACGGACACAUUUUAUACCCAUCCAGCUAUAAUUAUGGACGAAGUAAAGAAAAAGCCCUACAAUAAUAUAUUCGCGUCUCAUUGCAACCCCGAAAACGAGGAAAAAAUCUCAUGCGACAAUAUAGCAACACUGACGGCUUGUUUGCAGAGAUCUGUGAUGUUGCCAUUAACAUAUCAAUUGGAGGUCGUCAAUAAUUCAAUAUUAACACAUUUCCUUGUUAAUCUUGAUAUGUAUGAACAUUUGAGGAGUUUGAAAGACUAUUUCUUCCUAAUGGACGGUGAAUUUUCUAGAAGCAUAUGUCACAAUUUAUUUUCUAAAUUGACUAAAACCUUGAAUCCACAGGAGUUAUUGAAUUUUGCUACAUUGCACAAUAUAUUGGAUAAAGCGCUGGGAUCGUCUAUAUCACAUAUCCACAAGUUUUCUGAAAACCUUUCAUUCACUAUAACAGACUCGCCGCUGAGUUUUCAUCAUAGUUCACCAGAUGUAUUGCAAUGUCUAUCUCUCACAUACUCCGUGAAAUGGCCUUUGAAUAUAAUACUGUCACACGAAGCUUUGCUUCGAUAUGCUAAAGUAUUCCAAUUUCUUAUCAAGAUGAGACGAAUUUUUUGGGUUCUUAGUGAAGAUUUUGAGUCCCUAAAACUAACAGUGAAGCUAUCGCGUCAACAUUCCCGGAAACUAUUGAAGUCCCCACAAUACAUUUCAAUACAGAUAUACAGACAUAUAAUGGCAUCAUUAAUACGGGCCUUUGAUAAUUACAUAGUGACCACAUGCAUACUGACUUCGUGGACUGAAUUCGAGAAGGAUCUCAAGAAAGCAAGGACUUUAGAUGAUUUGUAUGAAUGUCACGUGGUUUAUAUCAAAAAGGUUUUAUUUAGAUGUCUCUUGAACAAUAGAUCUACACCCGUCAUGAAGUUACUGAAUGAUAUAUUCACUGUUAUAUUGAAAUUCAGUAGAGUACUGAAGGCUGGAGAAUGGCAACAAAAAGAGCCUGAUGGUAAUUUCACACAUACCAAUUAUAACCAAUUGGAAGAAUUGUUCCAUUUAUUUGAAAAACUCGCAAAAUAUUUACACAAAGUUGUAACAAAACUAAUGGAAUGUGGCUAUCAAAGACAUUUGGUUGAACUUCUUACUAUGAUUAAUUUAAAUGGUUAUUAUGAUCCUGACAAAUCUAAAGAAGAUACUAAUGUUAGUGUAUAG